Folsomia candida is the source of this 1196-nucleotide messenger RNA. Its product is annotated as calcium release-activated calcium channel protein 1. The record is from RefSeq and is a predicted model, not a curated record. Gene Ontology annotation, cellular component: membrane. Gene Ontology annotation, biological process: store-operated calcium entry. The transcript is spliced from 5 exons. Gene Ontology annotation, molecular function: store-operated calcium channel activity. Lineage: Eukaryota; Metazoa; Arthropoda; Collembola; Entomobryomorpha; Isotomidae. Bases 134 to 940 code for a protein of 268 amino acids.
UUCACACAAAAGAGCAUAUUAUCACAACAGAGCUUAUCAUUCAACGAAUAUCCUCAUUCAGCACCGGACCACGUGUUCAUACAGAAUAACGUUUUUCCGAUUUUAAAAUAAUGGCACCCCGAUAAAAAAUUAAAUGAUUCUGAGUACAAGUAAAGUAAUAAAAUGGGACACUGUGGACCUCGAUCCUGCCUCCACGCCAAAAUUGACCGACCCAAUUUGGGAUAGUGAAGUGAUCGACUCUUGGAAAAGGUUACAUUGGUGUCAAUCUCAUCUCAAUACCGUAGUUCACAUAACAAACAUCAUGUCAUUUUUCGCAAUAACUGCCGCAGUCGAACUUCAAAUCCAGCCAGACCUCGCAUCUGAACCGUUAAUCAUUGCGUACGUGGUAACUACUUGUCUGCUCGUGGGGACAACAAUCAUUGUAAAAAUUGGGUCCUCCACAAUCCUUCCCCAUAUCGAAGCAGUCAGCGGAAUGGGGUCCAAUAGCUCGGAAGUGUUCACAUCUCCACAUGACCAACUGUUUGAUCAUAUUUGCAUUAUCUGCUUUCUGGGACAAACAUUCGCCCCGUUUCUCUUUUGUAUGGAUCUCAUUCUAAUCGCGUGGAUCAAAUUCGCGCAUUUUGCUAUAGAAGCACCAAUGAAGGCAGUAACAGCGAUAAUUGUUCCUGUUCAGGUUGUCAUUUCAUUGUUUGGGUAUAUAAUGAUUCGCCGGAUUCAAAGAUUUAGAGAGGAGCACAGAAUCUACUUGAAUCGCGGACCUACACGAAGAUAUUCUGAAAUUGCGGAAACCUGGAACGAGAACGAGGACGAACUUGAAGUUGGUCAUCAUUCUGAAGAUUCCUCUUUACUUGCCUCGUAUCGAACUAAUACCAGUUAUGGAGCUGUGUUAGGGAGCGACGACGUUUUUAAUCAGUGCAAAGUUUUGGUAGAUAUGCAUUAACGUUUUAGAGCUUAAUUUUUCAAUUUCUCAAUCCAAAUUCGUUUUACGGCUUACAUUAAUGUGUAAUAUGGGAACAAACUCAAAUGGUUAUGCAUAAAUCUACAUAUGUACAUACAAAUUAUAUGACCUGAUACCUUGUUUUAAAUUGAUGCAUCAUUUUAGCUGAGAUAAAAUGAAGUUUAUUUUUUGUAAUUGUUAUUAAAACUUGGGGUAUUUAAGUACAACUGAAAUAUAUGCAAUAGAGUUCAACUGAUAA